This is a messenger RNA of Mustela erminea (ermine), 1129 nucleotides long. Its product is annotated as proline-rich proteoglycan 2-like. Bases 1 to 792 code for a protein of 263 amino acids. The record is from RefSeq and is a predicted model, not a curated record. Lineage: Eukaryota; Metazoa; Chordata; Mammalia; Carnivora; Mustelidae. The transcript is spliced from 3 exons.
AUGACCAAUACCAACGACUCUAAAGGUGCGCUUAGACACCCCGAAAGCGCGAAGGACCCUCUGGGGCCCUCCCUCGGUGGCGACUCCCCGGUGCAGCCAGGCCGGGUCCCUCCCCCUCGGACGCCCCGCGCGGCGGCCGCCUCGCCACCCCGCCGCCGCCGCCGGCGCGCUAAGUCCCCGGGGUCUCUGCCCUGGGGCCGCCCUCCUCCGGCCGGCCCGCGGGCCACUAGCCUGGUCCGGCCGCCGCGCCGCUCGCCGGCUCAUUGCUGCCGGUUCCCCCCCGCAGUCCCCGGGCGUCCCGGCCCACUCGUCCCGGAGCCGGCUCGCGCCGCUACCUGCAGGGGCCGCCGCGCCUCUCAGCGCCCCGCCGCCGCCAUCUUGCAUUUCAAACCGGCUGCACUUUUCAGGGAGUCAACUCUGACCUGUGAACCCUACACCCGGAACCGCUCGGCGGGCCGGCACACGGCCUCGGCAGCUCGGCGGGGCCCGCGGAGCGUGGAGGGUCGGGGGUGGGGGUGCGAGGCGAGGCGCGCUCCCCAGCGGCCGACCGGGGGCGGGGAGGGAGGGAAGGAGCCGGCCGAGGCGGGGCCCUCCCGCGCGCGCGCCGUCCGCGCGCCCCCACCCCGCUCCGCGCCAGGCUCUCCACUCCCGGACCCCGCUGCUCCCUUGGGGUUCGACCCGGGCCUCUACCCUCUGGAUUGGCCCGCGACGAGGAGGCUACAGUCGAGUAACCAAGUGAAAAACAUGAGCAUAAAAACAUCAGUCAAUGUGAGGGGGGAGAAGAGAUCAUGAUGGAAUCCAAAAAGAAAUCCCUUUUAAGGGUAUGGACUGAUGAAUGUAAAUCUCACUCUCUCUCUGCCUCUUCCCUCUUCUUCACUUCCUUUUUUCCUUCUUUUCCUCCUCCUCUUCAUCUUCUUUAGCACCAGUUAAUAGAGUCACCUCCUUCUCACUGUAAGCUGUCUGCCUGGUUCACUGCCCAGUGCCAGCAGCCCAGAGUCCUCCCAGUUUAGGGCCAUGCCCACAGGGCAAUUCUGUCCAGGAAAACAACUUCAAGAGCACAGUGCUUAGAACAGUGUCCCUGGCUGAAUUGCUGCCAAUUAUUUGGUAUCCUUGUACAAAGCAAGACUGU